Caenorhabditis remanei is the source of this 375-nucleotide messenger RNA. RefSeq lists its product as uncharacterized. The transcript is spliced from 2 exons. NCBI's taxonomy places the organism in Eukaryota, Metazoa, Nematoda, Chromadorea, Rhabditida, Rhabditidae. Bases 1 to 375 code for a protein of 124 amino acids. The record is from RefSeq and is a predicted model, not a curated record.
AUGUCGGAUCACGUGUUCACACCAGAAAGAGGGAGAGAUAUGUCACGAUUGGAGCAUGAGUUGGGAGAGUUCGAUGUGGAUAUUGAUACAAAGAAUAUGAAGAAUCUGCAAGGACAAUGUGAAAAGCCAAAGCUCGGAAAGGAGAUGAAAGUUGGACGCGCCCGUAGUCUCAGUGCCGUCCGUCCAGCUCCACGCGACGAGCUCGCGUUCCCAGACGAGGAGAAACGUGCUCAUGUCGACAAGUUGCGCACGAAAGCGAUGCGAGGACUCCGUCGUGAAGCGAAGAAGGGAGAAGCCGAUCGACACGUCUACGACCUCAAACCGAAGCAUUUGUUCUGUGGAAAGAGAGGAAACGGAAAAACCGAUUGGCGUUAA